This is a messenger RNA of Gigantopelta aegis, 3883 nucleotides long. RefSeq lists its product as uncharacterized. Bases 22 to 1248 code for a protein of 408 amino acids. The record is from RefSeq and is a predicted model, not a curated record. Lineage: Eukaryota; Metazoa; Mollusca; Gastropoda; Neomphalida; Peltospiridae. Gene Ontology annotation, molecular function: oxidoreductase activity. The transcript has 7 exons.
UUCCCUUUUAUUUACUUAAAAAUGGAGAUAUUCGAUGUUGGUGUUAUCGGAGGAGGCGUGAUUGGAUGUUCUGUAUUAUUUGAUUUGACAUCUGCCGGUUAUAACUGUGUACUGUUGGAGAAAAAUGAACACCUUGUAUCAGAAUCGAGUGCAGGAAAUAGUGGAAUGUUGCACACUGGGUAUGAUGCCCCUCUUGGAAGUGUGGAGCUGACCUGCAUCAAGCGAAGUCUGACGAAGAUUGUUAAGGUCUUUGAAAAACUUGGCGUCCCCUUCAGGCAAAAUGGAUCCACCAUGGUGGCCUGGGAAGACCAUCAGGUACAGGAGUUGUUCAACAUUCAAGAGGAAUCGAAAAGAAAAGGAUAUUCCAACGUGCACAUACUCACAGCAUCAGAAUUGUUUCAAAGUGAACCGUACCUAAAUCGCUCUGCAAAAGGUGCACUUUGGAUACCAGGGGAGAUGAUUCUUGAUCCAUGGCUAGCGUCGAUAUCUUUUGCACAUCAUGCCAGGUUAAAUGGUGCAAAGAUAAGGACAAGCUGUGAGGUAUUGUCUUGUAAGCGAGAGUUGUUUGAUGCGUGGAGUUUGCAUACAACACAUGGCGACAUUCAUUGUCGGGUCGUUGUUAACUGUGCAGGACUUCAAGGUGACCUUGUGGAUAAAAUGGCUGGUUACCAAGACUUCAGCAUUGCACCAAGGAAAGGUCAGUUUAUUGUGUUUGGAUCCAAAACUAGCAACCUGAUCAAUUCCAGCAUCAUUCCCAUUCCAAGUACCACAAGCAAAGGAAUCAUCACAUUCAAGACAGUAUAUGACAACAUCAUCACUGGACCUACAGCAGAGGAUGUGCCAAGCCGCAGUAUACCCAGACCUGAGCCUCUAAUCAGAGAGAGGCUGAUGGAGUCUGCAUGCAACACGGUCCCCUCCCUCAUGGAUUACAACAUCAUUGGGGAGUACACCGGGGUCCGACCUGCAACUCAGUACAAAGACUAUCAAAUCCGCAGUCAUCAAGAUAGAAAAUGGAUCACAGUUGGUGGAAUAAGAUCCACAGGUGUUUCUGCUUGUCUUGGCAUCAGCAGCCAUGUUUGUGACCUGGUCCAUGACCUUGGCCUUGACCCGAGCAGAGGUCCAAGCUCCCACAUUGAGAGAAUCAAUUGGACCAUACUACCAGGGAAGGCGGCCAUCCAUGAUGAGUGUGUAUAUCACAUGACCCAUCCUAUUGCCAAAUAUGGUACCAGCAAGAAUUCAAUGCUUUAAUUUCCCAGCAUUUGAGAGCACAGAUUCAUUGUGCAAAGAAAUUGAAGAACUGCCAAUUACAUUAAAAACUUUACUGUAUCGUCCGAUUUUAGUUUUAAUACAAUUGGUAUCAAGUCAUAAUCAUUAGUAAUUUUGUUUGUUAUUGUUAUCUAAUCGGUGAGGAUUCUUAUUUGUUUAAAAUGAAUUUAGUCCAUUGAUCUCAAUAUUUGGCAUACAAUUAGGGGAUAAUAUCACUGUUUUGUUGUUAACUAUAAGGAUUUAUCACAAAACAAUUUAGGGAAGAGACGAAGUUAAGACCCUAAAUCAAAAUGUUUGUGAUAAAUCCUUAUAGUUAACAACGAAACACAGUGAUAUUAUCCCUAUUUUAAUACUACACCAUUAGUCAGUAUCUGUAAGAAAAUUUAUUGUUUUUAACAAAAUCCGACAAAUAUUAAAAACCGGAUUAUCUAUUCUCCUUAUACUUACAAUAUUCAAUGAAAAUGCUUGUAGUAAGUAAAAGUAUGGCAUAAUAUUUUUUUCGUUCUCUUCACAUGACAUCACUGAAUUACGAGCAAACCAAAUGGCAUAUUACUUUACAUUUGUGAGCGGUGUUUCGACCUAUUGAAUUAUUUUGAGGAAUUCACCUGGUUUAACUUUGUACCGAAACCACGUUGAUGGGUUAGGUCUACAAGUUUAUAACUGUUGUUAACAUAUUUUUACUUAAACUUUUUUUAUAAAUACAUAAAAUAAUAUACAAACGGUUUCAAAUUUGUGCGAUAUUUUAAAGCAGUUAAUGUUUAAAAUUGUGUUUAAAAAAUCAAGUCAUUUCCAUCUUGUCUAAUUCUUUAUUAAUUUUAUUGUCCCAAAAAGUAUGUUCUGAACAAAAAUAAGGUACUUCAGAAUGUGAUACAAUUAUUUCUGAUGAACCUGCUUGCACCCUUUUGAAAACACAAACUAGAAGAGCAGUCCACAAGACAUAAGCUGGUGACUGCUGCGACCAAUCAGUGACCGGACCUUACUUGGGGUGGAUGGGUACACGUUCAUUGCUACUAACGAAGCGUUUAAAGUUACAAUGGCACGAAAUAAUAACAAAAUAAUAACAAUAACAUCAGUUUUAUCUCAAGUUAGUAAUUUUUUGAAAAUUAUUUAUAUCGAUAUUUAAAUAUAACGGAAGACGUGGAAUUAAUAUACAUGUACUAACAAAAACACCACAUAUGAGGCUAAGUGACAGCAUAUCAGACAAGUUCUCAAAAUUUUGUCAUCAUGAUAAAUACUGGUUGCCCAUGACAAUGUACAUCUAUCGUCCAAUUUAUCAUGACAAUUAACAAAUGGAAAAAAAGAGACUUAUAUGAAAGUUGUAUUAGAAUUACUAUUAUCUUGUAUGUUAUUAAAUGAAGUACAUAAAAAUGGAAAAACAAACCUGACCAUUCAGAAGAGCUUUUCAGAAGGACAUUAGUGUAAAAUGAUUUGUCCUGGAGAAUUUCUGGAAUCAAUGUUAUGCAAUAUUAUCAAUGAUUUUAUUGAAAUCAUUAUAGCAGUGUGAUUUCUGUACAACAACAGGAUUCGAAGAAAUUAAUUAUUGCAUUUUUUUGUUGGUUAAAUGUUUGUACCGAUACAUAAUAGCUAUCCGUACAAUGGAGAACCAAAAUUAGUUAGUCAGAUUAUAAACACAUAUUAUAUAAAUAUAUAUAAUUACUCAUGAUAACUGUAGCUUACCAGGUACAGGGUUUUGCUUUUUGUUCAGAAAUAUUACUUUUCAGUCAAUGUAAACAAGAAUAUAGUCUUAUAUAUUACACAAUGAAUCCAAUUUGUGUACACCCAUAGAUGUGAGAGAAUGUUUUAAUAUUCAAACAACACACACUGUUAAAUUAUAUAAUAUUAACAGAACAAAAUUAAUAUAAAUUGAAUUAAUUUAUAUAUUACAAUCACUUUUGCUUACAAUUAGUUUAUUUAAUGUACAAUAUGGAAUGAAGUUUACAUUAAUUAGCAGUCUUUCAGAUCACUCUCCAAUGUUCAUCUAUGGAUGGAAACUGUAUUAUGAAGAAAUAAUUCCUGCAUAACUAAUUUUAUUUUAAUUAAUUAUAUUAUGCCAUAAGACGUCAGGUUAGUAGGUACUGUGUUCGCUUUCAGGUACUGGCUCAUGCUAUCCAGAGUGUGUUUAACUACUCGGUGGGUAGGUGUAAGGCCACGUACUAUACCGACAUGACUUCUGUCUCACUAACCAUUAACUCUCUGUCCUGGACAGACAGCCCAGAUAACUGAGUUGUAUGCCCAGGACACCAUGAUUGAAUCUUAUUUUUUUAUAUAAUAACAAAAAUAAGUAUAAAUAAAUUAAUUAAUUAAUUAUAAUAAUGCAAUUUUUAAUGAUUUGACACACAAAUUAUAUAUUUUCAUUAUAUUUUCUUUAUAAUAUGGAAAUACAUUUUUUAUUUCCCAAUCAUUACAUUAUUUUACAUGUAAAUAAAAACUGACCUAGUAUUAGUAUUCAUUUCAGUGACUGUUGUGAAUAUAAUUGUUGAUUUGAGUUGUCAUUGGUGCAGCUCAUAAUUACUACUGUUAUCUUUCAAAUUUAAUUACUUUUAUUUGUUUAAUACAAUGAUUUUACAUUCAAUAUUAUUAUUUUACUUUCACAUUAUUCAAUAAACUACAACUUUUA